AUGCAGGGGAGCUUAGCGCCUUGUCAAGCGUCGAGGUGCGUGAACGUCCUCGAGGGACGGGAGGAGGUCGGCUCCAUGCUGCUUCAGGUGGCAAUGUUGCUUCAAUACCAGUGCUACCGUUCACUUCAAGAACACUGUCCAAGAAACUCCAUCGUUACCUCUUCCCUCAAGCAGAUCUUCGCAGAGGACUGGGACCGGAUGGAUGCAAGCACACGAGCGACGCAUCGAUCCAAACUUCAUCGGCAGCUUGAGCGGGGAAGAAGGUGGUCGAUCGUGACAAAGAGGUUGUCAUUCGGGGUCCUUAUCCUUGGCGGAAAGAAGCUAUCCACACAGGUACACGAUCGCAACUUGAAUAUAGAGAAGCUUGAGUUGAUGCUCUCUCACAUUGUGGAUUGCUUGCUAUCCGGUAGCUGUUGA
Blastomyces gilchristii SLH14081 is the source of this 417-nucleotide messenger RNA. RefSeq lists its product as uncharacterized. The coding region runs from base 1 to 417 and encodes 138 amino acids. The record is from RefSeq and is a predicted model, not a curated record. NCBI's taxonomy places the organism in Eukaryota, Fungi, Ascomycota, Eurotiomycetes, Onygenales, Ajellomycetaceae. The transcript has 2 exons.